This is a messenger RNA of Eriocheir sinensis (Chinese mitten crab), 797 nucleotides long. RefSeq lists its product as uncharacterized. NCBI's taxonomy places the organism in Eukaryota, Metazoa, Arthropoda, Malacostraca, Decapoda, Varunidae. The record is from RefSeq and is a predicted model, not a curated record. The transcript has 4 exons. The coding region runs from base 81 to 797 and encodes 238 amino acids.
UACAGUCCCCAUGCCUUUCAUCCAGCAAGCGCCGCCCUUCUCCCUUAUCGUAGCUUUCCGCAGCACUGGAAUAACAGUAAAUGCCAGGACUGAAGAGGAUGAAGGCCUGCUGGGUGUGGCUGCUUGCACUCACCUUCCCACCCGCUGCAUGUCCGCAAGACCCAACACCGGCACCCCUCAGAGCCGUGCUGGGGCGGGGCGAGGGCCUGGUGGGGGCGGAUGCAACCAUCGGCCGCAUGUUACUGGCGGUGGUGCAGAGCCAGAUGGACGGGUGUGACCUGGUGACGGCCUGUAACGGCGUGUACUGCAGGUCCUCGGUGCUGCAGCCCAUCCUCAGUCUCCCCAGCGCCAAGCAGGUCCUUCAAGCCGACUCUGUGGAGGACUUUCAAAGGAUCAACUGGGUCUCUGCCAAGUGCUGCGGCUACCUCAUGCUGCUGGAAGAGCCUCGGCCCCUCCUCGCGCUGGCCGCCUCCCGCCCCAACGUGUGGGACUACUCCGGCAGGUACUUGGUGCUGGGACGCUCCCUGGCCGACCUCCAGGCUUUGGCCGCCACGAGGAAGGGCAAGAAGACGGAGAACCUCGCAGGAGCCGUUAAGACCGGGGACGGUAGGGCGUGGCAGCUGUACACCGGGCAGCUGUACUGGGGACCAGGCGUGCUGGCCGUCACCACCUGGCUCGGGGACGCAUUCACCAGGCCGCCGAGGAUCUUCCCGGACAAAGUGUCGAACCUUCGCGACGCCGUGCUCAAGGCGAGGUGCCGCCCAGGCCUGGCACCCUCUGGAGGAUGCUGGCCUUAA